Messenger RNA from Monascus purpureus, 4118 nucleotides. Lineage: Eukaryota; Fungi; Ascomycota; Eurotiomycetes; Eurotiales; Aspergillaceae. The record is from the annotation of a GenBank genome assembly.
GCUGAGCUGCCGCCGCGCACCUUCCUCUUUCGGCUACUGUGUCGCGCAACAGACAAACAUUCCAAACCAGAACAAACCAAACCAGUUUUGUUUUGUUGUUGUUUUUAUUUGGCCUGACGCGUCCUACCUCGCGUCACCUGCCCACCUCUCCCCAAAAUAAUAAGAAUUUAUCUAUCUCCCCAGCUCACUCGUCCGCCCGUCUGCACCUUUGCGCGCCCGACGCGACCGGACCGCCUUCGUCUCUCCGCCUCAGGCAUCAACGUCUGCUAUCUCACCUGACUGUCAUCUGACUUCUUCCUUUUCCCUUCCCGGGUCUUACCGAUUUUGGGCGUUUCUGUCUCUUUCCAAUCUUGAGUUUGCAUUCGCCAGCUUAGUCAUACCACUCGCCGCCCACGUGACUGGGUGUUUUCUGCCGGCUUCUUGGCAACAUAAAUUCUUCCUUCCUGUCGCAUUCUCCACUCCCUCGACCUUCACUCUGUUCCCUCCUUCUGUAUCUCCACAACAACCUCUUCGCGUCACACGCUCCCCAGAGGGUCGAUUGUCAUAUUGUCAAACCAUCCGCGCCUUUACUGUCCCGCGUUUAUUUUUCUGUCAUCUAAAAUACCUGCUUUCUACUCGACCGGAGAAUCGAAUCGAAGUCGAGUUAUAGUGUGUGAUAACGCAGAACGUAUCCAGUUGUUUACUGCUGUUGCUACGUUACUAAACCUACCGUUUCCCAAGACGCGUCUGUUGCCCUGCUAGACAUUGUAUUCUGGUCCCCCUGGAGGACCGACAGUGACCUCAAUGGCGACUCCGCCUCCCGAGGCCACUACUUUCCCUAAGGAAGACAAGCCUCAGCUACCUCCUUCGCCAAAUGGUUUUAACAUUGGAGACAAAGGUGCCCAAAACGCAGUCAUCGAUGUCAACACAGUUGAACCCGCCAAGCCCGCGGAGGCGAUCGUGGAACCCUUUAAGACGACUGGAGUGAAUGGUCAUGCAGACGCUCAGAGCCUGCCUGCCAACGGUGAUGAUGAACCCAAAGAAACCAAUGGAUCAGUCUUGAAAGCACCCGACAACCCCUCUACCGAUGCCGUCGUGCAGCCAUCGAACUCUGUUGAAAAUGAAGCUGGACUCUCAAAUAAUACGGAGACUGCGGCCUCUCAAGCAUCACAGGCAGGUGUCCAGGAGACUUCGACUUCAAAUGAGCACACUGCGAAGGAAGGGGUAAAUGCUGGGGCUGUGAAUGGUGCUCCUGUGAAGGAUGCGCAGACCCAGCAAAAUGCGCCUCAGUCACCCCCAUCAUCAGAUCCCUUGCCAGGGAAUAUUGAUCCUAAGCUUCAAGAGGCGGCGCCUACUUCUGAUCCUACUGCGCUCGACACAAACCUCCCCAUCCAUCCAAUGGCUAACGUGCAACGUGACGCCGUUACUGAUCAUCACCCUGCUAACAACGAAACCCCGGCACUGAUAACGCAAAAUGCUGACCAGGAAAUGCAAGAUGCUCCGGGUCCAGUCUCCCCGACUAAGGUUUCGAGGGAAAGAGAGGAUGAUCUGGGUGACGAGCCUGCUGCGAAACGUACGAAGCUUGCGGGCGAAGCAUCAAGACCCCCUGAGUUGACCGCUCCAGAGUUUCCUGCACCUGCCGCAAAUGUGCCAGCUGCUCCCGCUCCAGUGAGCCAACACAUGACAAAAAUGCAGCACAAGUUCCUCACCAAAAGUAUCCAGACCUUGAAGCGCAUGCAAGACUCGCGCUUCUAUAAAGAACCCGUGGAUCCGAUAAAAAUGAACAUCCCUCAGUACUUCGACAUCAUUAAGAACCCCAUGGAUCUCGGUACUAUCGACCGUAAAUUGAAGAACGAAAUGUACCCUACUGCUCAGGCUCUCAUUAACGAUUUUAACUUGAUGGUCCAGAAUGCAGUGACGUUCAAUGGAAUUCAACAUUUGGUGGCGCAGGAAGGUCUGAGGUUGAAAGCAAUGUUCGAAAAGCAGCUGAGCCACCUUCCUCCUGCGGAUGCCGUUGAAGAAAAGAAACCAAAAAAAGCUAAGGCACCCCGUCGUGAGCGAGCUCCACCGUCUGGGCCGAGAGUCAAUGCCGCCUCUCCUCAAGCCACCACCUUCGCACUAGGUCCGGAAGGCCUGCCACUUAUUCGCCGUGACUCUACAACUGCUGAUGGCCGUCCGAAGCGCUCAAUCCAUCCGCCGAAGCGCGACCUUCCCUACUCCACGAAACCAAAGAAGAAGAAGUAUCAGUGGGAGUUGAGAUUCUGCCAGGAGACUCUGGAUGAGCUUCACAAACCGAAGUACUAUAACUUCGCAGCGCCAUUUUACUAUCCAGUUGACCCUGUCGCACUUAACAUUCCUUCGUACCACAAUAUCAUCAAGAAACCUAUGGAUCUAUCUACGAUUCAGUCGAAACUUAGAACCGGCCAAUAUGAGAAUGCCAAAGAGUUUGAAUUUGACAUCCGUCUGAUGUUCAAAAAUUGCUACAAGUUCAACAUAGUGGGUGAUCCCACUUACGUUGCUGGUCAACAACUUGAAGAUCUUUUUGAUAGAAAGUGGGCGCAGAAGGGACGCUAUCUUGAAGCUCAUGAACCGCAGCCAGAGCCUCAGGCAGACUCCUCGGACGAAGAAAAUAGCGACGAGGCUGAUAGUGAUGCCGACCAGAAAGUUGUUGCCUUGCUCCAAAAGCAGAUUGCUGAGAUGAGCCGUCAGGUCGAGGCAAUCCAAAGGAAGAAGAAGACCCCUCCGGGAUCCAAGAAGGCAACGAAGACCAAAGCUGGUAAGAAGGACUCGACUAAAGGUAGAGUGAAAGAAAAGAAAUCUGGCGCCAAGCUGAAGACGGAAAAACCACGUUGGGUCACAUAUCAAGAAAAGCAGCUCAUCUCCAAUGGUAUCGGUAGUCUUCCAGACAAGAAGAUGCAGGAGGUUCUGAGAAUCAUCCAGAAUAACGUUCCGGCUCUCAAGGGUACCCAAGAGACAGAGAUCGAACUUGAUAUCGAUGAGCUUCCCAAUGAGGUCCUACUUAUGCUGCUGAAUUUUGUCAAGAAGAAUGUGCCAAACAUCGCGGAUGACGAUGAAGUGCCGGCUCCACUCGCGAGUGCCGUCCCUCCCAAGCCGAAGAAAAACAAGCCAAUGAGCAAGCAUGAACAGGAAGCCCAGAUAAAUAUGCUGGAGAGCAAUCUUUCCCGCUUCCAAGGCUCGGCCCAUUCACCUGAUCCUGUUCCUUCAGUUGAAGCCAACGAGAGCAGUGAUGAGUCCGAAGACACUGAAGAAAGCGAGGAGGAGUAGAUUGGUGCCAGUAUUUGAGGAACACGGGAAACAGCCUCGGUCUUUAACCAGGGGACUGCUUUCUGUCCUCAUUCUGCUCUGUAUCUGCGUCUGUUCCAGUUUUAUUUACUCAGCUGCUGCUUCGUUUUUUACUUUACAUUUCUGUUCCUUGAACGCUUUGCCUGCUACGGCGAUUUCGUUUGAGCUGAGAGGGGAAAAGAAAAAACAGUUAACAAAAAAAAACGAAGUUGUCUGCAAAUCCCUCUAUUGACCAUACUACCCUGUACAUAUCCUAUGCUCUCUGCCCUCUGUCCUAGCUUUUCCUUCUCGGGCUCUGUCAAUCCUAUAUCCCUUGGCUUUCCUCUCACCACAUUUUGAAAGUCGACAGGUCCGACUUGUGUUCAACAGCUCUUGACGUUUGCCCCUUUCCACAUUUUGUUUUAAGUUUUUAAUUUUCAUUGUCUUCUCCUCUUCUUUCUGCGAAACAGAACUUUGACUUGCCUUCAAAGUCAACUCUGUGCUUGGUCCGAGGCGGGAAGGGGUUUCCAUCCUUUACUACUCAUCAUGUUCCAUCCAUUUAAGCGCGAAAACGGAUUUGGGUAAAGGUGACCGGCCAUAUUCCGAAUUAAUACUGACCCAACCACCUUACUCAUCUCAACGACGGCAACCUUUUUACUCUUCUGACCUUCCCAGUCGAAAUCAGUGUUAUUUGGCAGCAUAGGUUGCGAUUGUGGCUCUUCUCAUGCCGCUCGAGGCGCUUUACGAAUGCAAUGGUGACGGAGCAAUGGCUGGGAUAGCGUUUAGAUAAGACGUGUGUAUGAUUAUGAAAGAAAUGAAAAAUAGGGAAAAUAUGAAGGACUGGAGGCUUUCUGUGC